UAAACUGUUGCUCGUUCAGGCGCAGUCAGUGGUGGGGCAGCUCCCUUUCGCUCCGUGUGAUUUCAGCGCAAAGUGACCCGUUUAGCAGAAAGUGACCCCACCACUGAGAAAUAACAAUGCACGUGAUCGCUCUGUAAAAAACAGAGCAUAUUUCCAUACAAAUUUGCGCUUUGAGCAAUGGACAUAAUCUAAUCAUGUCGAUUAAGUUACAUCUACAUCGCUGAACGAUUGCUCUAUGGAGUUCUAACUUAACAAGAACCUUUCCUGUGAAAUAAAAUGGGCAAACUUCAAUCAAAACACGCUUGCAAACGUAGAGAAAACCCUGAAGGAGACAGUUUGGUCAUAAGCGCCUCCCGUAGGGGGAUAGAAGAAUUCGAGCGCUUCGGUGCUGCAGAGCGUAAAAUAAAAGAUGCGCAGGAGAUACCAGGCAGCGAACCGAGUGAUGGGCAGUUUCUAGACAAUCACGGUCCCCUGGAGGUGACAUUGGCCCCGGAGAAGUCGGAAGGUGGGGGGAGCUUCGGGAAUGGGGAACGAGACGCGGCAAAAGACCACGGCAAGAAGUGUGUCACCAUGGAGGACCUGGAAUGCGCCGUGUCUGUGGAGGAAGAUAACCGUCAGGAGUGGAUCUUCACCCUUUAUGACUUUGACAACAAUGGCAAAGUGACCAAAGAGGACAUGUCCGGUCUCAUGCACACCAUAUAUGACGUGGUGGAUGCCUCAGUGAAUCACUCAUCCAGCAGUAAGGGCAGAAGCCUGCGGGUGAAGCUGACCGUAACCCCAGGGCCCAGCGAGCGUAGGCGGGAGGGCCUCACAGGGGGGUCAGAGAGGGACUCGAGGUGCAGCCGACCCGAGCCUGAUCAUCAGGAAGAGGGGCGCUGUGUGGACAGAAGACCUUCGACGCACUUCAGGAGGCAGAACAAUGACGCUUCUCUGCGUGCCGAGAGAAACCAUUACUGUGUUGACGAGAACACGGAGAGAAGGAAUCACUACCUGGACCUGGCUGGGAUAGAAAAUUACACCUCAAGAUUUGAAAGUGGGGGUGCCCUUCUGCAGCCUCAUCAGGAAGCCCAAGGGCGGGGGGGGACUGUGUGGCAGAGCCGAGCUCGCUCCCAGGAGUCCGAGGCCCACGUAGCCCACCAGCGCCGCUCGCAGGUCCUAGGGGAGAACUGCGCUUUUAUGGAAACACGUGGGAGGGGAGCCCAGUUUCUGAAGUCACCUAAAGGCACAUUGAAGGGUGUGGGCGGAAUCCCAGGGGGUGCGAUCGGAGGUAACAGAUCCGGCAGGCCGCUGGCUGGCUCCCAGGCGGGGCUGGGUGCUCAGGAUGUGUACCCCCUCCCUGCCCAGACCCCUGCACCCCCAGCCCACCCCCAGCAUCCGAUGUAUCACAGCUCCAGCAGGCGGCUCCGGGUGAGAGCCAGGGACACUCUCUCCCCGCCCAGGGCCCCCUACCCCACAUUUCAGCAGCAGCCGGCCCCCUCUGGCGUCCCCCCGGGCUUGGAGCGGGAACAUGCGCCCGCCCAUCCUGGCAGCCCUGGGUUUGUGGUGCCCGUCGUCCAGCGGCAUGAGCACCACCAUCACCAUGAGCACCACCAUCACCACCACUACCACCACUACCACCAGUCAUGAAUAAAGAGGGCGGGGCUUCACAUGCGGCUGGUUAGCUGCUCCAUCUUCUCAGAUAUCUCACCCCACUUGUGCCGAUACCCUGCAGCUGCUGACACACACACGGUAUGCUGGCAAGCAGGAAAAACAGCUAUUAUCCCACAAAGGGCCGUUCUCUCGAUAUGAAUUCCAGGGUUUUUCUUAAGUUUCCUAUUGUAGCCCCAGCCAGUCACAUGACCAGAUGAGCAGUGGUGUGGCUAGAGAGCCCCCCACCCAACCCAGCCCAAUCCAAUUAUGUUCCAAAUUGUCACUCAGGGGCCCUUGAUAUCAUCCUAACGUCCCCCCCCCCCCCUUUACGGCACCCCUACAGAUGGGUAGCAGGCUCCCUUGCAGUCCUAUUCAUGUGGAUAUUACCCAUUAAAUAGAGCGAAUCCAGGGAGCUGACGUCUGUAUCACAGUCCCUCCCUCAGCUGUGAUUUCAGCUCUUUAAGCUUCGCUGAAAAUGUGGUUUCCUACCUGCUGUCAGCUCUGCUGUGGGCGUGGGGCCUUUCCUCUACAUGUGUGUGUUUUUAAAUAUAUUAUGUAUUUUAAAUCACUACUGUCAUUUGAAUUUGAAUACCUUUCCUAUUCAUAUAAUUAUAAAAUAAUUAUAUUGUAUAUGCAUAUUUAUUGUUGCUUCUAUACACAUAUACUCUUUUAUAUAUUUUA
Molecule: messenger RNA, 2310 nt
Organism: Brienomyrus brachyistius
Lineage: Eukaryota; Metazoa; Chordata; Actinopteri; Osteoglossiformes; Mormyridae
Gene: nkd2b
Product: NKD inhibitor of WNT signaling pathway 2b
Exons: 10
Coding region: 277-1626 (449 amino acids)
Biological process (GO): negative regulation of Wnt signaling pathway
Cellular component (GO): cytoplasm
Molecular function (GO): calcium ion binding
Source: RefSeq, a predicted model, not a curated record